Molecule: messenger RNA, 1533 nt
Organism: Dermacentor silvarum
Lineage: Eukaryota; Metazoa; Arthropoda; Arachnida; Ixodida; Ixodidae
Product: E3 ubiquitin-protein ligase RNF31
Exons: 13
Coding region: 163-1401 (412 amino acids)
Biological process (GO): protein linear polyubiquitination
Cellular component (GO): LUBAC complex
Molecular function (GO): K48-linked polyubiquitin modification-dependent protein binding; K63-linked polyubiquitin modification-dependent protein binding; linear polyubiquitin binding
Source: RefSeq, a predicted model, not a curated record
UCCUCUGGCCGCGAGCGUUGUCGCCCUGCUUCGGGAAGCGUUCGUAUUCGCAGCAAGCAAGAUGGAGCCUUCAAAUAAAUUGGGAAGCGCGUUUUGACGUUCGAUCAGUACACCGCCACAACGACUAACCCCAAGCCGCCGCUCAACGCACAAGUGAAGCGCAUGGCGGGAAUAAUUACGGAAAAUGCUCGAAAGUUGACCAACGAUGGAAAAGUGGGCUGCAUUGUCGAUGGCAUCUUGGCAGUUCUGCUGAUGAAAAUGGGCUGGGAUGAAGACAUAGCGCUGUUUGCUGCCAAAAAGGAGAAGUCGAUCAGGAGCGCGUUGUCACUCCUGACAGCUGCUGUGUUCGUCGAUUGUUCGGUGUGCAGUGUCAGCUUUCUGGAAAGUGACUUGUCUCAAAAUAAAUUGAAACCGUGUGGGCACGCUGCCUGCACGAAUUGCUUGAAGACGCAUUUUAGGAGCGAAUCAUUUAGAGGAAAACUGACAUGCGUGGAAUGCACGGAAGAGAUUCCGCAGUCCAUCAAUUUUGCUUUGCUGAAACGCAUCUUCGAGGAAGAUUAUGCUUCGUUUGAUGAGACUUUGUUUCGCCAUGGCUUGGAACAUGACGAAGAGCUCAAGUACUGCCCAAACAAAAAGUGUGGAGUCUGCUUGAGCGUGCCGAGAGACCUGAGGAAGAUGCAUUGCCCUGUCUGCAAAACACUUGCGUGUGCGACGUGCGGGAGUGAAUGGCGCAAGGAGCACGAGAACAGAUCGUGCGAAGAUUUCAAGAAGUGGAAAAGCGAGAAUGACCCGAACGAUCCCGAGUUUCAGUCGCAAGAUUUGAUCAGGAAGACUGCCAUCAUGUGCCCUAAUUGCAAAACGCCGUACUUUAAAGCCAGAGGUGGCUGUGCCCACUUCACGUGCGGGACGUGCAAGAAAGAGUUUUGCGAAUGCUGCAAGACAGAAUUCUGGAAGGGACAGGCAUGCGGUAACGAAGCUUGCAAGAACAAAGGCAUGCACGGUCACCACCCAAGGAAUUGCUUCUUCUACACUAGAGAUUACUCACAUGAAGAGCUGCUUCAACUCCUUAAGGACUCGAACGUUGCUGUCGAGGAAACGGUCCCGCAAGAUUCAACGGCCAUAUGCUCUGUCAGUAUCACCAAUGAUGACUAUCAUGACUCACCAUGUGCAGUCCAAGUACUGAAGGCCGGAAAGUGCGAGAAACACUACAAGGAGUAUCUAUGCGAUUUGAUUUUCCGCAAUCGCGUAGACGUUCUGAAGGCUAUGACCAUAGAGAAGCUGGCAAACGAACUCCGGAAACACGACAAAGAGGUUCCUGAGUUCGCUCCGACACUUGGUCAAGAAGAAAAAUUAGAACACCUCCGCGAGGUUGUGGCCCAGGCUCUGCCACUUCCGGCAUAAAUCAGGGGAAGAAGAGCGAGCUCACAAAUAAUGCUUUUCUAACUGUGAUAGCUUUGGAGUGUGUGAUAUGCCGUGUGCCGUGCUUUUCAAUGAAAUGGAAUAAAAAAUAUAACUGCUGGAUGUUGCUGCGAA